ACCGCGAUAUUACAUGUUGGAAUCUGUUAAAAUCCGAAAACGAAAUAAAGAAAAACCGAUCGUCUUCUCCGUGAAGGAGAGCCGGGCAGGAAGAGGAGCAGAAGGGGCCUUGGCUCCAAAAAAACAGAUAAGAGCAAGAAAAUAAUUUCGGCGGCAAAACAAAAUCUUGAGUUUUAUAAGAUUUUCAGCUGUUUCGGCAACUUAGGACUGCUGUGGCCUUCUCAGUUAUGUCAGAAGCUCCUAAAAGUUUUGCUGCAUCCAGAGGUCAUGGUAAAGUAGGACCAGAUUACUUUGGUUACUAUACAUGUGAAGUAAAAGAGCUCUUAUCACAAGAUGAAGAUUUCCUGCCUUUUACUGUACAAACCCCUGAAAUGAGUAAAAGAAAAUGUGGCGAGGUCAGAGGCCAGGAUACAAUUGAUGGUAGAGGUAGUGGUGCUAGUUCUUCUUUUAGUGACAGCAUUGGAGCUGGGCUUUCAGAUUUCAAAAAGGAAAGAUUGAAGUCAUUACUAAGGCAGGGUGUGUUUGAUCUCACACCGGAAGUUGAUGAGAUGUUGGAUCCUGUUAUAGCCAUGUGUCAGUUACAAUCUCAAAUCAGAAAUAAGAAGUCUUUAUCAAGUGAUAUUGGUACAGCAUCCAAGGGUCAUGCAGUGGAAGUUCCUUUUAAGAAACAUAAGACAUCUUCUUCCUUCUCCUCAACCAGCAUCCCUGCACAUCCCAAUCCCCUCAAUUCUGAAUCUUGUAAAGAGGUGGAUGGUGAUUUGCAGUUCCUUCUAGAGAAUGACAGCUUGCAGGUUGAGGAGAUGUUGAAAAAAUAUUUUGAUGAACUCUCAGCAACACUAGGGCACAUGGAACAACAGCUUGAAGAACUUCUUAAUGCUGUGGUGUCAAAGUGCAGACCUAUGACACUUUCUGAGAAGCACGAGCUUCGGAAAAUGAUUCAAAAGCUACCGCCGAAUAACCUUGACCGUGUCGUUGAAAUUGUCCGACAUAAUAAAUCGGCAGAACCCCAAUCUUCUGAUGAAUAUUUUGUUGAUUUAGAAAAAGAGGAUAAUAUAACACUUUGGAGACUGUAUUACUAUGUUAAAGCAGUUCAGAAAGCUAGGGAGCUCUUAGCGUAGCUAACUCUCUUAAUAGCGAUGUCAUAUUAUUGACAAGAAUGUUGACAUAACUUCGCAACACCAGUGCAGUUAGUUGAUCAAGACAACAUCAGCUUCUCACUCUCUUAAAAGCAGCUGUCUGGACUUCACAGGCAAUUGUUGAUUUUCUGAAUUCUUCAAAUGAUUUCUCUGGAGAGUCCUAACUAGAGUAUACAUAUUGAGUUCUUGUUUUGAGUAAAUACAGAAAAGAGGCGUUAUACCUCACCAUUAUCUGUUACCGAGAGCAAGAACAUUCUUUUUGUAGUGCCUACAGCCUUGGUUCGAUGAUUGAUUCUAGCAUUAUACUUUGGAUGGUAUAGGUUGAAAAUUUGUGUUUUCGUACAUUACGUAAAUUUUGAAGAGGAUAUACAUUUAGUUUUUAGUCUAAAUUUGUUUUUCCAUAAUGUCAGUACUGAUGUUAGGGUUGCUUUUACAUCAAGAUUACACCUUGAGUUGUAUGACGUUUACAGCUCCCAACGAUUUUCUUUGUCCUGCUGUUAAUGGUAUGAAGAUCACUUAA
Molecule: messenger RNA, 1656 nt
Organism: Pistacia vera
Lineage: Eukaryota; Viridiplantae; Streptophyta; Magnoliopsida; Sapindales; Anacardiaceae
Exons: 7
Coding region: 228-1118 (296 amino acids)
Source: RefSeq, a predicted model, not a curated record